This is a messenger RNA of Alternaria burnsii, 1518 nucleotides long. Its product is annotated as seryl-trna synthetase. Gene Ontology annotation, molecular function: serine-tRNA ligase activity; tRNA binding; ATP binding. Gene Ontology annotation, cellular component: mitochondrion. Bases 1 to 1518 code for a protein of 505 amino acids. The transcript has a single exon. The record is from RefSeq and is a predicted model, not a curated record. NCBI's taxonomy places the organism in Eukaryota, Fungi, Ascomycota, Dothideomycetes, Pleosporales, Pleosporaceae. Gene Ontology annotation, biological process: mitochondrial seryl-tRNA aminoacylation.
AUGAAAGCCAUUCACCGGUCUCUUCGAGGCAAUGCCACAAAUUCAAGGCCAAUUAUACACAGCAGUCUGACGUCAGGUCAAACGAGAUUGCCACUACGCCGAACGUACACUCGACCCGCAUUCGCACCGAAGCCCACAAUUGAUAUCAAGCACAUCCGCCAGAACCCAGGACUGUAUGAGCAAAAUUGCAUAGACCGCAACUAUGCCGCACACAGCAAGUCUUCAUGGCGCAUCAUAGAGCUGCACGAGCAAUGGCUCGCGCUCCAGAAAAGCAGUCGAGACCUACGAGAACGCAACAAUCGCAUUCGAGCCAACCUGGCGAGGACGGCAUCGCGCGCUAAAGAUGCGGAGAGCAAAUCAGUAGCUCUGAGGGAAGGAAUCAUUGGCGAAGCAAAGGCGUUGAAGGCCGAGUUGAGCUCCAUCGAAGCACAGGAAUCGCAAAUCCAGGAACAGAUAGAGGGCCUGGCGCAGGACCUGCCCAACCUGAGCAGCACGUACACACCAGUCGGCACUGAGGCUGACGUACUUGGCUAUAUAAACUCGCACCCCCAAAGCGAGUCUUCGAAACAAACUCGCAAGUCGCACGUUGAUAUCGGACAAGAGCUGGGAAUACUCGACUUCUCGGGCUCAGCGCAGACCUCGGGAUGGGGCUGGUACUUUCUCGUGGGGGAUGGUGCAAUGCUGGAACAGGCACUCGUGCAGUAUGCACUGAGUGUUGCUAGAAAGAAAGGAUGGAAGGCAGUUGCUCCGCCCUCCCUGGUGUACUCGCACAUUGCAUCUGCAUGUGGGUUCCAGCCGCGGGAUCAGAACGGAGAGCAGCAAAUCUACGCUAUCGAGCAGUCGGAGAAGGACAAGGCGAAACCGCAGCUAGCGCUUGCCGGCACUGCGGAGAUACCACUGGCUGGCAUGAAGGCCAACCAGACUCUGGAGGAAGCGGAUUUGCCCUUGAAGGCAGUCGGCGUGAGCAGAUGCUACCGUGCUGAAGCUGGCGCCCGCGGAGCCGACACCAAGGGCUUGUACCGUGUUCAUGAGUUUACCAAGGUCGAGAUGUUCGCUUGGACAUGGCCGGAUCACAUGGGAGAUGAUCACUUUACCACACCAACGGCACCAAGCGCAGAAGCAAUUUUUGACGAGAUGCUCUCCAUCCAAAAGGAGAUACUAGAGGCACUCGGACUGCACUGCCGCGUCUUGGAGAUGCCCACAACAGAUCUCGGUGCCAGCGCAACGAGAAAGAUUGAUAUCGAAGCUUUCUUUCCGUCUCGAGAGAAGGACCAAGGAUGGGGUGAAGUGACGUCGUCCUCCAUGUGCACUGACUACCAAAGUCGACGGCUGCAAACUCGCAUGCGUGUCAAGGGGGGCAAGCUAGAGUUCCCAUACACACUAAAUGGAACUGCACUUGCUGUACCCAGAGUACUGGCAGCCAUAUUGGAGAACCACUGGAACGAACAAGACGGCGCGUUGACGAUACCAGAGGUGCUGCGACCCUUCAUGGGCGGGCAGGAGAAGAUACGGGCAUAG